AUGAUGUUUCUGCUCUUCGCCUUGCUGUUGCUCACAUGGGUUUCAGCACAGGGGAGCCAGGCCCCACAAGGCAUUCGACGUGUUCCUGCCGAGAUUACCAACAAUGCUACAGCCUUGCAUCUGUGGCACGAGGAAAUCUACCUGAACUACACUAGCAGAAUGAGACAAGACUACAGAAUUGAGCAUUCUCUUCCGAACGGGACGAUGCUCAGCCUGCGCCCGGAGGAGCUGCGAUACUUCAUCAACCCCCAUGGAAUCCAUGCCGAGAUUGUCAACAACACUGUUAUGCACAAAUUUUCUAACGGCACUAUUCUCAACGAGAAAGCAGACCCCUGUAGCGGUGGGCCCUUUGACUUGUACAAAGAGUACCGCGAGGCAGAUUGCAAGCCGAACAUUCCGAUGGAUGACCACGGCAAUUGCCAGGUGCCCAACGGCACGACCACAAAUUGCAAAGCCUUUUGUCAAGUUAGGACCACUUACACCUACGGCACUGAAAUACCUUAUGCGUCCAAAGAUUUGCAUGCCAACUUCCCGGAGGUCUCUUGGUGCCAUGGCCCUGGAUCUGGUACAAAUAAGGUCAACGAUAGGGAAGACUGCACGCUGAAAUCGACUACUCCACUCAAGAUCAAGAUUCCUGAUUGGCACUAUGGUGGUAAUGAAGCAAUUUUCGACCAAGGGAUCUCAAGCGGGCUCCAUUACAAAUCUCCUCCGAACUACGCUUCGCCGGACGGCGCUGGCAACCACGUUUCCGAGGUUGGUCCGAUGGAGUGCGGAUACUGGACAUUCCUACCCAUCAUCAAGACUGUUUGCGGCUCCGUAACCGAAGCUGUACAGAGCGAGCAACCAUCGCACACUAAUGAUUGUAUCAUGAGCCAGGCUGGCGAUACAUGGACGUUAGGGAACGUAUGUGCGAGUGAGUACGUAGCCAACCCACUCAGCCCCCUUCAGGUCAGUGGUAGGUGGGUAUGGGUGAAGACAGAUUGUUUCACCCGUCACGCCCACAAGCACGGCGAGCAGGACGUGGACUACUAUCGAGAGGGUGUUGCACUGCCUCAAGACGAUUUGAUGCUGAUCCUGGAGUGGGAUUGGCAAAAGGUAUACUGCGACGUUGUCCUCCAUGGAGUGUCAGUCCAUUACUGGGUUUUGGGGAGACUUAUGCCCGACUGGAAGAUGGGAAGUUGGGGUCGUGGAUUGCUUGAUGCUCUCAAAGUUAACGCCAAUUCACCCACGGCGUGGAUGUUCGAUUAUAACUACCACGGACCGGGUGGAGACCGUUUUGACUGGCUUGCGCAAUGGGAAUACAAUAACAACCAGGGCCCGACUGUCUACACGGUUCUGUAUAAUCUGGGUAACAAGGUUCCAGAAUGUAAACCGCAUUAA
Neoarthrinium moseri is the source of this 1380-nucleotide messenger RNA. RefSeq lists its product as uncharacterized. The coding region runs from base 1 to 1380 and encodes 459 amino acids. The transcript has 3 exons. The record is from RefSeq and is a predicted model, not a curated record. NCBI's taxonomy places the organism in Eukaryota, Fungi, Ascomycota, Sordariomycetes, Amphisphaeriales, Apiosporaceae.